Leptomonas pyrrhocoris is the source of this 1506-nucleotide messenger RNA. RefSeq lists its product as hypothetical. The coding region runs from base 301 to 1506 and encodes 401 amino acids. The record is from RefSeq and is a predicted model, not a curated record. Gene Ontology annotation, molecular function: polynucleotide 5'-phosphatase activity. The transcript has a single exon. NCBI's taxonomy places the organism in Eukaryota, Euglenozoa, Kinetoplastea, Trypanosomatida, Trypanosomatidae.
AGUGUCUCCUAUUCAUGUGUGUGUGUGUGUGUGUGUGGACUUGUGGGUCUUUACUGUUAUUGAUAUUAUUUGCUAUUGUAUCGGGGCCACCAUCGCCACUCUGCAACUCGCGUAGCGCUGCACCUGCGCCGUCCUCUCUUACUUCCCUGCUCUUGGCUUGUAAUUACCGCGCCGAACAGAAUUCUGUCAGCUUGCCAAUCAAAGACCGUUUCUUUCACGAGGAAAGAACCAAAGAAUACACAGGCAGAUAGAUAUAUACAUAAACAAGCAAACACCUAUUUCUAUAUCUGUACUGCAAAAAUGCGAGAACUCGCGCAGCUGCCGCGCUAUCGCGACCCCAUCACCCGCAGCGUCGCACGCCUCCUCCUGCGCAGUCUGCAGGAACAGCACCGCGCCCCUUCGUCCACCGUCAUCGAAUUUGAGGCCCGCUUUGGGCAGCAGGUGGGCCUCAGCAGCACCCACCGCCACGAAUUUCCCGUCGCCGUCGCCACGACCGCAGUCAUCGACUCCCUGCACAACAACCUCUACACCUUCGAAUCGGGUGUAACGCGGCCCAUCAUGGCCGGCGUGGAGCUCGCGUUAAUGAGGCACGGCAUUGCCUCAUCGAGCGACAUUCAUGACCGCGGCCCUCGCUACGCGGUUGACGGUGUAACUCUGUCGUGGGGAAGUGAGAAACGGCUGCUAUGCGACACUGGAACGUUAGUGGAGAUGCAGCAUCGGGCAAGGAGGGCGGGCGGCAGCGGCAGCAACGCGUCGUCGUCAUCGCCCGUUGAAUUGCGGAAUCCUUUUCUGUUUCAGUACGCCAUCCUGAUGCAGAGUGCGUGGGAAAAGAAGCGGAUUGCACGAGCUGACGUGUGCUGCCCGGGCUGGUGCGCCGACCUCCGCUUCUCCGUCGCGGCUGAGGUGGCCAUUCCCAUAGAUCCGUUCGAGAUGGUGGCGACGCCGCCGGAACUCAUGCGCUACCGUAAUCGUGCCUCCCUCCCCGUAUCACCGUUUUUCACCAUCUACCUCACGCAGUCCCUCACGAGCUACGACCUAUUGUGGCACCCCUCACACAGCCUCUCCACCUUUUGCAGACCGAGCGACGUGGCGAGGCUGGGCCGAGGGACGGUCAUCCCAACCCCCGCCCCGUUCCUGACGCGGCACUCGCGGAAACGCAAGACGUACGCCCGGCAAAGCGGCCUGAGGAGUCCCGCGACGUCGCCGUCGCACGUGCACGAAAUCGAAGUCGAGGUAAAUGUGAAGGCGGUACUGCAGGCGUGGAAGAAGGCGUACGGUGGCGCCGCCGCGUCAGCCUACCUGUCCUCGGCGGAGUUGGUGAGCACGACCGUCGCGGGUACCUCCCACGACAUCGCCCCUUCUGCACCGCUGCGCGCUGACCAGAUCACGGACGCCGAGGUGCGCGCGUUUGCGCUGGCGGAGCGCGAAGAUCCGUUUCUCCUGCGUGUUGCGGAGGAGUACAUGGCUCUGCUGCAGUUUAUCGGGCAGCUGCGCACGGUUGUGUGA